AAUUAUUCUUCUUGGAUAUUUUUUUUCAGCAGGCUAUGUAAGUUGUUUAUGGGAUCUUUUCUUUUUCCUAAAUUGAUGCUACAAGGAGUGAGAUCUACAUUCCAUAUUGACUAGAGUUGAAGAUAGCUUCAUGGGAUAUGAGGGAGAAUAAAUCUUCCCCUUGUAAGGCUACUUUUAGAGGACAAAAUCCUGAGCUCCAUGUUCCAAAGCAGAUAAUAUCUCAAAUAAGAAUCAGCACAGCUACUCAGGGCUGCAGCCGCAAUUUAUCCUGCCUGAAAUUAGUAGAAGAUUUCAAAUCAAGGGUUCAUGGUUUGAAUGUUAUAUGGGCUCAUAACUGAUCAAGAUCAGCCCAAUGAAAUGGCCGGCCCAUGAUGGAAGAGAAACGAUGUCGUUGAAAUUUUCAUUUUGGGCAAUACGCUUUCACCGUUUGUUGUUAUUCCAAUAAACAGCAAUGUGCUGAUCACUCCAUGGGAUUUCCGAAAAAGACACAAUUGGAUGGAGGGUUAGACUCUGAAGGGAAGAAAUGGGAACUAGUCGGAAUCGCAAUAAGAACUUCAUUGAAGCCUAUAAACACAAAGCUAAGAGGAAAAGGCAGCGAGGAAGAAGAUGAGGCAUGUUCAACAACUCCAACCUCAAUGGAAGCAAGAAUACCGGAGAAGUUACCUUGCACGCGGGCCCCAAGAAAGCGUAGGCCUCAUUUGAGAUGCCAUUACGGUGGAGUUACAGAGUUCUUCACUACUUCUGAUCUGGAAACAAUCUUUAGAUGCCAUGUUGAGAAAGCAAAUUGAGUUUGAGAAUCGUUUGUCCUAGAGAAAAAAUGAUGUAGUUGAGUUUUUGGAUUAGGAGUUUGUUCUUCUUGUUUUCUGUCCCCUUUGUAACUAAAAUACAAUCCUGCAGCCUAC
This is a messenger RNA of Rubroshorea leprosula, 902 nucleotides long. NCBI's taxonomy places the organism in Eukaryota, Viridiplantae, Streptophyta, Magnoliopsida, Malvales, Dipterocarpaceae. The record is from the annotation of a GenBank genome assembly.